Molecule: messenger RNA, 1188 nt
Organism: Sphenostylis stenocarpa
Lineage: Eukaryota; Viridiplantae; Streptophyta; Magnoliopsida; Fabales; Fabaceae
Source: the annotation of a GenBank genome assembly
AUGAACUCAUCCAUGGCUUGGUAUCUCAAAUAUGUGAUACCCUUUAUCUUUUUUAUCUCCCUCAACUUUACUGCAACCAGAGCACAGGGCCUUUCUUAUGAGUACCAAGUUUGUUCAGCAAACCAUUUCACUCCCAAUAGCACUUUCCAGAGGCACCUCACAACCCUGUUCUCUUCCUUAUCUUCCAAAGCCUCCAGCAAUGUCCAAUUCUUCAACAACACCGUCACGGGAACAAACUCCUCCGAGACAGUGUACGGACUAUUCAUGUGCAGAGGUGACAUCCCCUCCGACAUAUGUAAUAACUGCGUCGGAAACGCAACACAGCGACUAUCCACACACCCAGACUGCAUCUUGUCCAAAGCAGCAGUGGUGUAUUACGAUGAGUGCAUAGUUCGGUAUUCCAACCUUUCUUUCUUCUCCAGCCUAACCAUGCUAGCCGGCUAUGUCCUUCCGAACCCCACCAAUAUGACCAACCAAGAAAGCUUCAAGGCUUUACUGUAUGACACCAUGAACAAAACUGCGGAUGACGCAGCCGAUUAUCCUACUGGUGCUAAAAAGUUCGCCACAACGGAAACAAACAUAGACAUAUUUCAGAAGCUUUAUUGUCUUGCUCAGUGCACACAAGACCUGUCUCCCGGAGAUUGCAGAAUAUAUUUUGGCAUGGCUAGAAUUGUUGAUAUAGAUCAAAACCGUACAGAAACUGAUCGAAUUGUUGGAACGUAUGGUUAUAUGGCACCAGAAUAUGCAAUGCUCGGACAAUUUUCGGAGAAGUCAGAUGUUUUUAGUUUUGGAAUCAUGAUUUUGGAGAUUAUUAGUGGUAAAAAGAAUGCAAAUUCUUACGUAUCGCAUCAUGUUGAUGAAGGCCUGAUGACUAAUGUUUGGAGAAAUUGGACGGAUCAAACACCAUUGAGUAUAGUGGAUCCAAAUAUGAAAGAAAAUGAUUAUGAAAGUGAAGUGAUUCGAUGCAUUGAAAUUGGGUUAUUAUGUGUUCAAGAGAAUCCAAAUGUGAGACCUACCAUUGGAGAAGUAGUUUCUUAUCUGAACGAUCUCACACUUGAAUUGCCAUCUCCCCAAGAACCAGCAUUCUUCUCUCAUGGAAUAAAUGAAAAAGAGGCCAUGCAGCAGGGAUCACGUUCGAUACCAUUUUCUGUGAAUGACAUGUCUAUUACUGACUUUUAUCCACGAUAA